This is a messenger RNA of Aspergillus versicolor CBS 583.65, 1586 nucleotides long. RefSeq lists its product as uncharacterized. Gene Ontology annotation, molecular function: transmembrane transporter activity. The record is from RefSeq and is a predicted model, not a curated record. Gene Ontology annotation, biological process: transmembrane transport. Gene Ontology annotation, cellular component: membrane. The coding region runs from base 105 to 1586 and encodes 493 amino acids. The transcript has 10 exons. NCBI's taxonomy places the organism in Eukaryota, Fungi, Ascomycota, Eurotiomycetes, Eurotiales, Aspergillaceae.
CAGAUUCAAUAGUUAAGUAAAUAAGUACCUGCACAUAAUCCUUUUUAGCACUCAGUUUUUACUCCUCGCUCUUUUUUCGAGCUCAUCACCCAUAAUUUACCGCUAUGAGCCCAAAAUCGGUUUGCACAGAGCAUGUCGACAUUGCUAAACCCGUGGACGUGGCCGUUGCUCUACCGGCAAUGCCCUCCUUUCUCCAAAACAUGACCGAUGAAGAGAGGUCUCGGAUGGAGCGUAAACUGGUUCGAAAAAUCGACUUCAGGCUGUUGGUUAUGACUUUCGUCAUGUAUGUCCUCAACUACCUUGAUCGGAACAACAUCGCCUCUGCAAAGCUCGGCGGUUUGGAAGAGGAUCUUGGGCUGCAGGGGAAUGAGUUUCAGACCACAGUCAGUAUUCUCUUCGUUGGGUAUAUUUUGAUGCAGGUCCCCUCGAACUUGCUUCUAAAUAAAUUUGGGAAACCGUCCCUCUACCUCCCAACAGCGAUGGUGAUCUGGGGGACCAUCUCAACCGCCACAGCCGCAGCAACCUCGUUCAGCGGCCUAGUCGCCUGUAGAUUCUUCCUUGGGUUCGCGGAGGCAGCCUAUUUCCCUGGUUGCCUAUAUCUCCUGUCAUGCUGGUACACCCGCAAGGAAAUGGUGAAACGAACUGCGCUGCUCUACUCGGACUCCAUAAUUUCGGGCGCCUUUUCUGGACUUAUUGCGGCGGGUGUUAUCAAUAAUCUGAAUGGCGCGAGAGGCCUAUUAGCCUGGAGAUGGUUGUUUAUCAUCGAGGGCGCAAUUACUAUUGCAGUUGCCUUUAUCGCGUACUUCAUUAUACCGGAUCUUCCGCGAACGACAUCCUGGCUCAGUGAAGAAGAGAAGGAACUAGCCGCGUGGAGACUCGAAGAGGAUAUCGGAGAAGACGACUGGGUAGACGGCGAGCAGCAGUCAUUCUAUCUGGGGGCUAAGAGGGCAUUCCUUGACUACAAAGUCUGGCUCCUCCUUGGUACAGUAUACGGCACAACGUCCGCAGGCUCUAUAACGAAUUUCUUCCCGGCUGUAAUGAAAGGACUCGGAAGAGGAGACGUCGAAACACUCCUUCUUACGACACCUCCAUACCUGAUUGGCGCUGUAGCUCUCAUUGGGAAUGCCUGGCACUCUGACAAGACCGGCGAGCGGUUUUUGCAUAUCUUCAUACCGGCUGUCCUUGCAAUCGCAGCGUUUAUUCUCGGCGCUGCGACUACAUCUUUUGUGCCUCGUUAUAUAUCUAUGUGUUUCCUUAUCAGCACGAUAUACUCGGGGUAUAUUGUUGGUUUGGGAUAUAUCUCAAACGUGAUCCCCAGACCAGCAGACAAACGCGCCGCGGCAAUAGCAAUAAUAACAUGUCUGAGCAAUGCCUGCCAGAUUUAUACCUCUUAUUUCUAUCCUAACUCAGAUGCCCCACGAUACACAAAGGCCUUCUGUAUCAAUAUCGCCAUGCUCGCUAUGAGCUGUGCCUUUGCGACAGUACUGCGGAUUUGCCUCGGGAGGGAAAAUAGGAAACUAGAUGCGGAGGAUGUGGCCAUGGAGGAGAAUGGCGUACGUGGGCUUGGGUUUCGGUAUUUGGUUUGA